Messenger RNA from Penicillium paradoxum, 864 nucleotides. Its product is annotated as DUF1774 domain-containing protein. Lineage: Eukaryota; Fungi; Ascomycota; Eurotiomycetes; Eurotiales; Aspergillaceae. The record is from RefSeq and is a predicted model, not a curated record. The transcript has 3 exons. Bases 1 to 864 code for a protein of 287 amino acids.
AUGGCCAACUUUAACCCGUUCGCUAGGCGCGAAACCUACAGCCCUGGCUCUCUGAAUACCUAUCGCGUUCUUGCACCUCUCACGUGGGCGCUGGUCCUGGUGGUCGGCAUCUACCACUCCGUCCACUCGCCAGACGAUGUUAAGAAUGGCAAGAAGCUCUGGAGACAAGCUGAUAAGCACAACACUCCAUUCAGCCAGAACACUACCUUGACUGGCGUUUUCUGGAUUCUCCUGCUCCUGUCCCAGCUCAGCUAUGUCUGGCACCUCUUCUCCAAGAAUGAUGCCCUCGUUGCAGCAGCUGCUAGUGUUGCUUCGCACUUCAUUCUGAACAACCUUUUCCUCUUCGCCUGGAUCCUUCUCUGGACCCGCAAUCACUUCUGGGGGGCAGAGAUCAUCCUGAUCGCCCACCUUAUCAAUCAAUCAGUUACAUACUGGCGCCACCGCGGUCUUCCGGCUUUCGUACAUCUGCCCGCUGUCGCUGGCCCGUAUGCCUGGACCCUGAUGGCGCUGUUCUGGAAUGGCGCUGUCGCCGUCCACAGCCACAAUCUGCCUGGUCGUAUUGUCGCUAAUAUCUUCAUCUGGGUCAUCCUUGUGGUUGGACUGUUUGAUAUUGUCCUCUGGGAGGAUUAUAUUCUUGGAUAUUGUUUGAGUUGGUUGACGUUGUCACUUGCCCUGCGACAAAUCGCCAUCAAGAUCAUUGCUUUGCAGUGGAUCUUUGCCUUUGUUGUCUUUGGCGUCUUUUUGGUCGUGUCUCUCUACAUCUCCUCGGUGAAGUAUACUGGCCGUGAUAGCCUCUUCCGUCGCGUGGCGCAUCCCGAAUCGACAGAACGCGAACGUGAGCCGUUGCUCAACGAGGGGGUGUGA